Molecule: messenger RNA, 860 nt
Organism: Cololabis saira (Pacific saury)
Lineage: Eukaryota; Metazoa; Chordata; Actinopteri; Beloniformes; Belonidae
Gene: ppiaa
Product: peptidylprolyl isomerase Aa (cyclophilin A)
Exons: 4
Coding region: 96-590 (164 amino acids)
Biological process (GO): protein folding; protein peptidyl-prolyl isomerization
Cellular component (GO): intracellular membrane-bounded organelle
Molecular function (GO): peptidyl-prolyl cis-trans isomerase activity
Source: RefSeq, a predicted model, not a curated record
CGCAAGAGCCUCUUUUUCGGUUCUCCGCGGCCCCGUCGUUGUCUCUCUGCCGGAAAACCCUCUCUAAGUCCGCCCGGGUCCACAUCCAAGCAAAGAUGGCCAAGCCUAGAGUAUUCUUCGACGUCACCUCCGACGGAUCCCCCAUGGGCCGCAUCGUGAUGGAGCUCCGCGCUGACGUGGUGCCCAAGACCGCCGAGAACUUCCGUGCCCUGUGCACCGGAGAGAAGGGCUUCGGCUACAAGGGCUCCUCCUUCCACCGCGUCAUCCCCAGCUUCAUGUGCCAGGGCGGCGACUUCACCAACCACAACGGAACCGGGGGCAAGUCCAUCUACGGAAACAAGUUCGGGGACGAGAACUUCUCCCUGACGCACACCGGGCCCGGCAUCCUGUCCAUGGCCAACGCCGGCCCCAACACCAACGGGUCCCAGUUCUUCAUCUGCACAGCCAAGACCACAUGGCUGGAUGGGAAACACGUGGUGUUCGGCAGCGUGGUGGAGGGCAUGGACGUGGUGAUGAAGAUGGAGGGCUGCGGCAGCUCUUCAGGGAAGCCCAAAGCCAAGCUCAUCAUCGCCAACUGCGGGCAGCUCUGAGCUCCUGACCCGGACCUUCCUGCUCCCCCUGUAGCCGCGCCCUCGUAGGCUCCGCCCCUCCAUAAACAACAUUCCUACUGAUGGAGAUUCAGCAGAUCGUCCCCCUCCCUCUGCCUUCUGUUUCCUUUUCGUUUUUUAUUGAGACAUGUUGCUGCAUUUGUGACUUUGCCUUUUGAAGUUUCUUUUGCAUUAACGGUUUUCCGCAAGUCCCAAUGUUUUUUUUGUUAAAUCAAAAGGAAUAAGAAAAUAAAAGAUGCCUUGACAAUGAAA